Molecule: messenger RNA, 4741 nt
Organism: Pelobates cultripes (western spadefoot toad)
Lineage: Eukaryota; Metazoa; Chordata; Amphibia; Anura; Pelobatidae
Source: the annotation of a GenBank genome assembly
AUGUGGUUUCAAAUUCUAAAUAAAUGUGCUUUGGAUUUAAUUGCUCUCAGAAUUGAAGGCAUUAACGAGGAACUGGAUAAGAUCACUACACAGAAGGUUGAAAUUACUGCUCUCCUCACAGCACGGAUUGAGGUGAAAAAUUUCCAAAGACUAACACAGGAAAUCACCGUGAGCAUCUCCACACUAAACAAGGAGCUUGAAAGUAUCAAAAUUCAUACAUUUAAGAGAGAUACAUUGGAUUACCAAUACGACAGAGUCUACACAUGGAAACAACAGACGCAACAAAAAAUAACAAGGAAACCAGUACAACAAUCCUCUUCAAGAGAAACCCUAUCUGUAGGAAGAUCUUUUUUAGGGGGUUCAGCCCCCACAAGAUGUGGCAACAGGGGUACCUCCAGCUACAAAAAAAGACAAGCGGGAAACACGCAGGGAAGCAAUGAAGAGAGGGUCAAGAGACAAGGGGUACUUAACCUCUCUAACUAUACAUUGACUGAGUAUCAAUCUAAAGCACUAAAUAAAGGCUUUAAUUUUGUGCCUUCUAAUAAGUUUGGCAAAUGUAACUGUAUAGUUGAUCUUUGUCGCAUUCAUCUUUCUGUUUUCUUUCUAAACCCAGUCCAGCGAAGGCCAGCAGCAGCAACAAGACAAUGACCCAGCGGUGGAUGCAUUCGGAUUUUCAGGAUCCCAAGAGUUUCAGGUUAGCUUGGAGUUUUGUAGACACAGAAUCACUUUCUUUUCUUUAGUACCAAACAGUUCAGUACAAACAUUCACAAACUUAGUGAGAUCCAAAAAUGAGCAGCUACCAUGGCAUAAUCAGGAAAUCAAACAUAUCUCUCUGAAAGAGAAACAAGCACAGAAAGAGUUGUCUCAGAACCCUGAGAUUGUUAUCAAGCCGGCUGAUAAAGGUGGUUUGAUAGUAAUAAAGGACAAAAAUAAUUAUCAUACAUUAAUUAUGAGGCAGCUGCUUGAUAGAACAAAUUAUAAAAUUCUUAAAAAUAACCCUAAAGCGCAUAUCUCUUGUUAAACAUGUUUCCAGUUACACCAGUAUUCUAUAUUUUACCAAAAAUACAAGAAUGCUACCGAUAGUUGCAGGAACUGAUUCAAUCUUCCAGCCAUUGGCAAUAUAUAUUGAUUAGUUCCUCCAACCACUGGUGACCUUGGCAAAAUCAUACAUAAAGCACACUAAAGACUUCCUGACUAAGAUAUGCAACUUGAGAAUAGCACCUACUGUACCUACUGAACCUACCGGUUGGUUACAUUCGAUGUUUCAAACAUUUACACAUCAAUUCCACAUGAGGAGGGAUUAGUGGUGAUAUGGAAAAGACUGUCAAGGAUCCUUCAUACUUUCUCAAAUGCCAAUGUGGUUUAGGUAAUGUGGGCAAAACAAUACAUGCAUUAAAAGACUGCAUCUUACAAUACAAAACCACUAUCCGUAGUCCUGAAGCAGACACCCUUGUAGCUCGAUACUUCAGGAAAAUGAGGCACAAUGUGUCUCAACUCAGGUACAAGGUUCUUGAAAGGGUACUCCCUUUAGUGAGAGGAGUCAAUAGGGAAAAGAUCCUUCUACAUAACGAAGUCUGUUGGACAUACCUGCUGGAUACAGUGGCCCCUCAUGGUCUCAAUUAAAAGCUUGAGUGGCACUGGUUCAUGUAGGUAUGUCAAUUUUUGCACCCACCGGAUGGCGAGUCUUGUAAGUAUAUUCACCCACUAUUGUUUACCUUAGGUUUCUUCCUAUGGUCUACUUAGUUAUUUUAGUAGAUCAUUUUGCUCUGUAACAGUGCUACUGUCUCUUUAAAUGUCCUUUGUUGACAUCAGUCCUUUCCUUUCUACCAGAUGUGCUCCAUCUAGUCCCCACUACUUUGUGGGGGUGUUCUUUGUUUGAACCCUACUUAUUUUCAUUCUGGUUGGGAUUAGACUCUCUGUAUAUACUUUUUGCAUAUAUUAUAUGUAUGUUGCUAUUACUGUUGAUCUUUUGACCAACAUUCAAGUGGGUGAGCACUUGGGAAAUAGUGAUCCCAAUAUAGUUUUCUUUGAAAUAAACUCAAAAAAACAAAAGCACAUGGCGUAUACUAAAACAUAUAAUUUUAAAAAGGCAAAUUUCUAUAAGUUAAGGGCAGCUUUACAAUAUAUUGACUGGCAUAAACUCUUUAGUGAAAAGAACACUGAGGAUAAAUAGAACAUCUUCCAACAAAUAUUAGAAAGGUACAUUUCUCAGUAUAUACCAUUGGGUAAUAAAUAUAAAAGAAACAAAUUAAAACCAAUGUGGCUGAGUAGAGAAGUAAAACAAGAGAUUAAAAAUAAGAAAAGGGCAUUUAAAGUAUUUAAAUCGGACAAAUCAGAUGCAUCUUAUAAAAGAUAUAAGGAAGCCAAUAAUGCAUGCAAAAAGGUGAUUAGAUUUGCUUAACUUCAAAUUUAAAGAAUGAUAGCUAAAGAGUGCAAAACCAACCCCAAAGCAUUUUUUAAGUACAUAAAUUCUAAAAAAGCAAAAAAAUUUAAGUGUAGGUACACUAAAAACUGAAACGGGGGUGUUAGUUAAUGAAGACCAGGAAAAGGUAGGGAUUUAAAAUAACUAUUUCUCCUCCAUAUAUAUUAAGAAAGAACCUAUGGCAAUAGAUGUGCAAAUGAUUUCUACUAAAAACUUGCAGAAUAAUUGUAAUUGGUUAACUCAAGACAAGGUGCUGCUGCAACUCAAGAAAGUUAAUAUAAACAAAGCUCCAGGGCCUGACGGUAUCCAUCCACGAGUACUUAAAGAACUAAGUGUAGAAAUAUGUGAACCUCUGUUUUUAAUCUUUCAAGAUUCUUUUCUUUCAGGAAGUGUUCUCGAGGAUUGGAGGAAGGCAGAUGUGGUUCCUAUAUUCAAAAAAGGUUCAAAAUUCUUGCCUGGAAAUUAUAGACUGGUGAGCUUAACUUCUGUGGCUGGGAAAAUAUUUGAAAGGUUAUUAAGGGAUAAUAUUCAAGAAUUCCUUGAGAAGAACAUGGUUAUCAGCAAAAAUCAGCAUGGUUUUAUGAAGCACAGGUCAAGUCAAACGAACUUGAUUGUGUUCUACGAAGAAGUAAGUAGAAGUAUAGAUCAGGGUGUUGCAGUGGAUGUGAUCUAUUUGGAUUUUGCCAUUUGAUACAGUUCCACACAAUAGAUUAGUGUUCAAACUCAAAGAAAUCGGUCUAGAUGAAAAUGCUUGUUCUUGAGUAGAACAUUGGCUUAAAAAUAGAGUACAAAGAGUUGAAAUUAAUGAUACAUUUUCAAGCUGGACAGAGGUGGCAAGUAGUAUCCCUCAGGGGUCUGUCCUGGCACCCCUUCUAUUUAACCUGUUUAUAAAUGAUCUUGAAGAAAGCAUUGAAAGUCAUGUUUUAGUGUUUGCAGAUGACACAAAACUCUGUAAAAUAACACAAUGUGAGCAAGAUAUUACUUUGCUGCAGAGGGAUUUAGAUAGACUGGGUGACUGGGCACUCAAAUGGCAGAUGAAAUUUAAUGUUGAAAAAUGCAAAGUUAUGCAUGUUGACGUAAAUAAUACACAAGCAACGUAUACCCUUAAUGGAAGCGAAUUAGGGAUAACAACACACUAAAAGGACUUGGGAAUUGUUAUAGAUAACAAACUAUGCAACAAUGUGCAAUGUCAAUCAGCCGUGGCCAAGGCCAGUAAGGUAUUGUCAUGCAUGAAAAGGGGCAUUCAUUCUCGAGACAAGAAUAUAAUUGUGCCUCUUUAUAAUUCAGUGGUAAGACCACAUAUUGAAUAUGCUGUGCAAUUUUGGGCACCUGUUCUAAAGAAGGAUAUUAUGGCACUAGAAAAAGUGCAGAGGCGGGCUACAAAAUUAAUACAAGGAUUGGAACAUAUCAGCUAUGAAGAAAGGUUAAUACAUUUAAACCUAUUUAGUUUAGAAAAACGUUGCCUGAGAUAACAUUAUACAAAUAUAUUUAGGGCCAAUACAAACCAUUGUGUGGAAAUCUAACAAACCGGACUUUACAUAGGACACAAAGUCAUGCGUUUAGACUGGAAGAAAGAAGAUUUUGUCUAAGGCAAAGGAAAGGUUUUUUUACUGUAAGAACAAUAAGGAUGUGGAAUUCUCUGCCUGAAGAAGUGGUUUUAUCAGAGUCCAUACAGAUAUUCAAACAGCUACUAGAUGCAUACUUGCAAAAACAGAAUAUUCAAGGACAUAAUAACUGCUUGAUCCAAGAAUAAAUCUGACUGUCAUUCUGGGGUCAAGAAGGAAUUUUUUUCCUAGCUUGUUGCAAAAUUGGAAGUGCUUCAAACUGUUUGUUUUUUUUGCCUUCUUUUGGAUCAACAUCAAAAACAAAUGUGAGGAAGGCUGAACUUGAUGGACACAAGUCUCUUUUCAGCUAUGUAACUAUGUAACUGUUUUUGUGCACUGUUCAUUUGGAUUCCUUCUGAUACCUAGUUAUUAUUCUUUUUCUUUCCCAAUAUUUUACUUUAUUAUAUUAUGAGCUACUCUUUUGUUGCAUUGUAAUAGGGCUUGCACCCAUUUAAUGUUUAUAUGACCUUUUGUGCUCUUCUAUUUGCUCCUAUUGAGAAAUCUUUAUCUGUUCUCGAUUGCUUUGCCAUAGUUUGAUGCUUUCUGAUCUCCUAGGAGAUCAGUGUAGAACGUUUCCUUACAUUUGUUUAUUGUUUCUUAGCAACAUGACGUCAUGACGCACAACAUCAAGUAUGACGUCAUCAUGCACGACGUGAUGCCAGUGGCAUACUGGGAAAUGCAGCAAAAUGUCCACCGAACCCCAGGAGGUCAAUAA